ACCUUCUGUUGUGUAUGUUACAGGUGCAAUCAGAUUUGCUCUAUGUAACAUUUCUUGUUUCAUUUGGAUUUUUUAUGCACAGAAUUCAUUUCUGUUGGAUUUGUUUGGAAUUCAUAUUUCACUGAAUUUAAUCCUUGGAAGAGCAAAGGAAAAAUAUUAGUAAAAAAUUGACAAUGGCAGAACGUGCUGUGCAGAAACUUUUUUCGAAGAGUGUUGCAGCAAAAAAACUUCUCCAAAGUCAAAAUAGGAAUUGUUAUACGGGUGUAUCUCAAAAUGUGUCAGCUGUUAGACUUAUUGCUGAAGCUGUUGCUGAUCGAACGGACACAGCCCAAAGUGUAGUAGAACCUAAGACACUUGAUGAUUUACCAGGGCCCCGGGGCUACCCCGUAGUGGGGACGGCCCCGGAAUAUUUCAGGAAGGCCAAUAGGGGACAAAUGCACGAAGUACAGAGACGAUUUCACCAAAAAUACGGAAAAAUGUUUAAAGAAAAACUAGGACCUGUUACCAACGUGUCCAUUGCCGAUCCAACUCUUGUAGAAGAACUCAUUCGAAAGGAGGGAAAAUAUCCAUUUCGACCCCCUUACGAUUCAUGGAUUCUGUACAAGAAAAUCCGAAAUCAGAAAGCUGGCAUCAUGUCUGCUGUUGGACCAGAGUGGCACAAAAUGCGCCAGGCAAUAAGUAAACUCACAUUAAGGCCGAAAACGGUGCCAGAAUAUAUAGAUAUCAUGAAUGACGUCUCAGAACUAUUCGUGAACCGAGUGCGAUAUCUCCGAGACAACGAGGGAUCUGUUCACAACCUCCCUUCAGAGCUCAAUAAAUGGGCGUUGGAAAGUACUGCGGGCGUUAUUUUGGAUAAGAAACUAGGUUGCCUAGAAAACGAUGUUGAGCCAAGAAUAGCCGAUUUCAUCAAUGCUAUUGGAAACAUGUUCUUGACAGGUCAUCAAUUGAUGGUUUUUGCAGACGUUCACAAAAAACUCAACACCAAACCAUGGAGAACUCACGUGAAAUCCUGGGAUACCAUUUACUCAGUUGCCACACAGUUGUUUGAAAACAAAAUUGCAGAAAUACAAAAUGCUUUGAAGAACGGUGAAUUGGAAAAAGAAAACGCUGUGGGUUUCUUGCAACACAUGAUUUCACAUACAAAACUAAGCAUGGACGAGAUCCAUGUCAAUACAACUGAACUUCUACUAGCAGGAGUUGACACAGUUUCAAAGGCCCUUGGUUUCAGCUUUUAUCUUCUUGCAAAAAAUCCAAAUGCCCAGGCCAGAUUGCAACACGAAGUCGAUACAGUGUGCAAAGGAAAACCAUGCACCUCUGAAAAUCUCCAAAACAUGCCAUUUUUAAGGGCAGUUGUGAAAGAAAGCUUAAGAAUGUAUCCUGUUAUACCAAUCAACGCCAGAGUAAUGCAAGAAGACACAGUUAUAAAUGGGCACCUUAUUCCCAAAAAUACUUGUAUUUUAUUAAAUGGGUAUACCAUGGGUUACAAUGAAAUGUAUUUUCCGGAGCCAGAAAACUUCAAACCAGAACGAUGGUUGAGAGAUUCUGAUAAUAAACAGCAUCCUUUUGCCAUGCUGCCCUUCGGAUUCGGCAACAGAAUGUGUGCUGGUAGAAGAAUCGCUGAACAAGAAUUGUUCCUCACCUUGAUAAAAACAGCACAGUCAUUUUGGAUGGAAUCCACGGGAGAAGAACUUAAAACGACAUUACGGACAGUUAUCACUCCUGUCGACCAAAUUCCUGUUCAAUUUGUUGACCGAUAAGUGGAAGAAUCCGAACAAAUUUGAACAAAAAACAUCUUGUUCCAGUAUCGAGGACACUUUCGAAAUCCAGAAAGAAAUCUAGUUCUUUUAAAGAUUCACUAGUUUUCUUACCUUAUCCCCCCUGAGGUGACAGUUCUAGCACACGUGACUGUAACGUGUUGAUGUGAUUACCAGACAGGAGUAAUGUUUGAGCAUGUCGUGGUCGGACUGUAAAUAACCUCAAAUGAGCAGACUUCAAGGGUGCUUCUUUUUUACGUGAUAGACUCGGAUCAGACGGGUACUGAUGUGUUGUUUAUGUUAUGUUUCACGUGAUCGUCUUCAUUUACUUUUGAACAAUGCAAAGUUCAUCUGAGAUCUCUCACAAAUAUUCAUUAUGUUGUCUUUAUGACACUGUAUCAUUUCAUGUACAUUGUAUGUAAAUCUUCAUUUAUUUAUUAGACGAUUCUCUUCAAACGAGUCAGAGCUCCAUUAUAAAGAUGUGACUUGAUAUUUUAAAAGACGAUGUGAACAUCAAGGUACCA
Saccostrea echinata is the source of this 2278-nucleotide messenger RNA. Its product is annotated as cytochrome P450 27C1-like. Bases 174 to 1757 code for a protein of 527 amino acids. Gene Ontology annotation, molecular function: oxidoreductase activity, acting on paired donors, with incorporation or reduction of molecular oxygen; heme binding; monooxygenase activity. Gene Ontology annotation, biological process: cholesterol metabolic process; C21-steroid hormone biosynthetic process; cellular response to peptide hormone stimulus. The record is from RefSeq and is a predicted model, not a curated record. NCBI's taxonomy places the organism in Eukaryota, Metazoa, Mollusca, Bivalvia, Ostreida, Ostreidae. Gene Ontology annotation, cellular component: mitochondrial inner membrane. The transcript has 11 exons.